Molecule: messenger RNA, 1260 nt
Organism: Syzygium oleosum
Lineage: Eukaryota; Viridiplantae; Streptophyta; Magnoliopsida; Myrtales; Myrtaceae
Product: NADP-dependent D-sorbitol-6-phosphate dehydrogenase-like
Exons: 6
Coding region: 95-1024 (309 amino acids)
Molecular function (GO): aldose-6-phosphate reductase (NADPH) activity
Source: RefSeq, a predicted model, not a curated record
CGAGAUUCAAAGAGAUAGCAGCAGCAUCUUCUUCAGCUCUUCAGCUGUUAUCCCAAACCGGAAGCGCGAGAGGAUUGCGCGAGAGCUCGCGAGAAUGGCGGUCACGCUCAGCAAUGGAUUCAAAAUACCAGCGAUCGGCCUCGGCGUGUGGCGAAUGGAGAAGCAGGAGAUGAGGGACCUCAUCAUCAACUCCAUCAAGAUCGGCUAUCGCCACUUCGAUUGCGCCGCUGAUUAUCUGAAUGAAGCAGAAGUUGGCGAGGCGCUUGCUGAAGCGUUGCAGACGAGGCUUGUCAAGAGGGAGGAACUUUUCAUCACCACCAAGCUUUGGAAUUCAGAUCAUGGGCAUGUCGUAGAGGCCUGUAAGGACAGUCUGAAGAAGUUACAGCUUGAUUAUUUGGAUCUCUACCUUAUUCACUUCCCUAUAGCAACUAAACACACUGGAGUUGGCAAAACCGGUAGUGCUCUGGAUGAUGAGGGGGUGCUGGAAAUUGACACAACCAUAACUUUGGAAACAACAUGGCGGGCCAUGGAAGAUCUUGUCUCAAUGGGUUUAGUUCGAAGCAUCGGGAUCAGCAACUACGACAUCUUCCUAACCAGAGAUUGCCUGGCCUACUCCAAAGUGAAGCCCGCUGUUAAUCAAAUUGAAACCCAUCCAUAUUUCCAACGCGAUUCCCUUGUUAAGUUCUGUCAGAAACAUGGUAUCUGUGUGACUGCACACACUCCCCUCGGGGGCGCUGUUGCAAACGCAGAAUGGUUUGGUUCCGUUUCGUGCUUGGAAGAUCCAGUUCUCAAGGGUCUGGCUGAAAAGUACAAGAAGACAGUUGCACAAGUAGUUCUGAGGUGGGGUAUCCAACGCAAUACCGUUGUCAUUCCAAAGAGCUCAAAGGUUGAGAGGUUGGAAGAGAACUUUCAGGUCUUUGAUUUCGAGCUUGCGGAAGAGGACAUGGCCCUGAUCAAGAGUAUCGACCGGGCACACCGGACUAAUCAACCUGCGAAGUUUUGGGGCAUAAACCUAUUUGCUUGAGUAUGUCCAGAAGCAUGAUUGCUUAGGACGGAUGCUGCUGCUUUUCAUAUGGAGAAUAAUUACGUGGGAGGUGAAAUGCAUACUUGUAGCUUGUCGAAACACUUGUGCGCCGAGUCUCUUAUUGAAUUGCACCUGUCAAUGUCGAAACAUGUUGUAUCUCUUACCUGGACAAACUGUUCGGUUUGAUGUUUCGACGAAAAGUACCGCGACAACACCUCCAUGGUUAUUUUUGUGGA